AUGCCUCUGUACGAGGGCCUGGGAAGCGGAGGGGAGAAAACGGCAGUGGUCAUAGACUUGGGAGAGGCUUUUACCAAGUGUGGGUUUGCUGGUGAAACUGGUCCAAGAUGUAUAAUUCCCAGUAUGAUAAAAAGAGCCGCUGUGCCUAAGCCUAUUAAAGUUGUUCAAUACAAUAUCAAUACAGAAGAAUUAUAUUCCUACCUGAAGGAAUUCAUCCACAUACUCUAUUUCAGACAUCUGUUGGUGAAUCCCGGAGACCGCCGAGUUGUGGUGAUUGAGUCGGUGCUAUGUCCCUCCCACUUCCGAGAGACACUUGCUCGUGUUCUUUUCAAAUAUUUUGAGGUUCCAUCUGUCUUGUUUGCUCCAUGUCAUCUAAUGGCUCUUCUGACGCUUGGGAUUAACUCUGCCAUGGUCCUGGAUUGUGGAUAUAGAGAAAGCCUGGUGUUACCUAUAUAUGAAGGCAUCCCAGUACUGAAUUGUUGGGGAGCACUUCCCCUAGGAGGAAAAGCUCUUCACAAGGAAUUGGAAGCUCAACUGUUGGAACAAUGUACUGUUGAUACAAGCGCUGCUAAAGAACAGAGCCUUCCCUCAGUGAUGGGUUCAAUUCCAGAAGGUGUCCUAGAAGACAUUAAAGUUCGCACUUGCAUUGUAAGUGAUCUCAAGCGUGGACUAAAUAUCCAAGCAGCAAAAUUUAACCUUGAUGGGAAAACUGAGCGCCCCACACCACCCCCAAAUGUUGACUACCCAUUAGAUGGAGAGAAGAUUUUACAUGUCCUUGGGUCAAUCAGAGAUUCAGUUGUGGAAAUUCUUUUUGAACAAGAUAAUGAAGAAAAAUCAGUUGCCACUUUAAUACUGGAUUCGCUUAUGCAGUGCCCAAUAGAUACAAGAAAGCAACUAGCAGAGAAUUUGGUAGUCAUAGGUGGCACAUCCAUGUUGCCAGGAUUUCUCCACAGAUUGCUUGCAGAAAUAAGAUACUUGGUUGAAAAACCAAAAUAUAAAAAAGCACUUGGCACGAAGACAUUCCGAAUUCAUACUCCACCUGCAAAGGCUAACUGUGUGGCCUGGUUGGGAGGAGCUAUUUUUGGAGCACUGCAAGACAUACUAGGAAGCCGAUCAGUCUCAAAAGAGUAUUAUAAUCAGACAGGUCGCAUCCCAGAUUGGUGUUCUCUCAACAACCCACCUUUGGAGAUGAUGUUUGAUGUUGGGAAAGCUCAGCCACCUCUGAUGAAGAGAGCAUUUUCCACUGAGAAAUAAAAGUUUGAUUAAAAUUCACCUUUGCUUGGUUUCAAAUAUUUAAUCAGUUAUAAGCAAACAGUACCAAGUAUGUAGGAUGUUUUGUUAUAGACAGUUUUGUUGAAAUGAAAGCAUUUACGUAUGCAUUAAUAGUUCAUUAUUUUGACUUUGCUUUUCUUGUGUGGUAAUAAUUUGGAAGCUGUUGCUUAUGUGAUUUGCUGUAUUUAUAUCAAUAAAGUAUAGUGAAAUACUUUAAUUUUGGAAA
Chrysochloris asiatica (Cape golden mole) is the source of this 1498-nucleotide messenger RNA. It is a transcript of the gene ACTR10, whose product is annotated as actin-related protein 10 homolog (S. cerevisiae). The coding region runs from base 1 to 1254 and encodes 417 amino acids. Lineage: Eukaryota; Metazoa; Chordata; Mammalia; Afrosoricida; Chrysochloridae. The record is from RefSeq and is a predicted model, not a curated record. Gene Ontology annotation, biological process: retrograde axonal transport of mitochondrion. The transcript is spliced from 13 exons.